GUUCAUGGUUUAGGUGUAGAAAAAGAAUUGUGUUUGUGCGCUGCUGCUGCUGCUGCUGCUACGAGCGAUGCUGCUGCUUGUCUUUGACGAUGAGAACCUAUCUGCCUGUCGCCGUCUUUGUGGUUGUGGUUGUGGUUGUCGCUUUGUCCGACUUGCUGUACCUAAGGCACCUACUGUACGCCCGAGGCACGGAAACGGUACACAUACAGGGCACAAACAACAAGGCUCGCAAACACGACACACAAGAAGAAGCCAGCUAGCCUCAUCACUCAGUCCCCCUCCCUCCCUUCCUCAACCAGACUCAGACUCAGGCUCUCACUGCCCGUCCA
This is a messenger RNA of Aplosporella prunicola CBS 121167, 329 nucleotides long. RefSeq lists its product as uncharacterized. The transcript has a single exon. The record is from RefSeq and is a predicted model, not a curated record. NCBI's taxonomy places the organism in Eukaryota, Fungi, Ascomycota, Dothideomycetes, Botryosphaeriales, Aplosporellaceae. Bases 90 to 260 code for a protein of 56 amino acids.